Molecule: messenger RNA, 1959 nt
Organism: Diutina rugosa
Lineage: Eukaryota; Fungi; Ascomycota; Pichiomycetes; Serinales; Debaryomycetaceae
Gene: GRS1
Product: glycine--tRNA ligase
Exons: 1
Coding region: 1-1959 (652 amino acids)
Biological process (GO): mitochondrial glycyl-tRNA aminoacylation
Cellular component (GO): mitochondrion; cytoplasm
Molecular function (GO): glycine-tRNA ligase activity; ATP binding
Source: RefSeq, a predicted model, not a curated record
AUGUCGACUCAAGCCGGCCAAGUGUUCUCGAGGGAAGCUCUCGAGCAAGUGUUGAAGCGGAGAUUCUUUUAUGCUCCUUCGUUUGAAAUCUACGGCGGUGUGUCCGGGUUCUACGAUUUUGGUCCCCCCGGGUGUGCGUUGCAAUCCAACCUCAUUGACGUGUGGCGGAAGCACUUCAUCCUCGAAGAGGACAUGUUGGAGGUUGACUGCACCUGUCUUACUCCCUAUGAAGUGUUGAAGACCUCGGGUCACGUCGACAAGUUCGCCGACUGGAUGUGCAAGGAUCUUAAGACCGGUGAAAUUUUCAGAGCUGAUCACCUCGUCGAAGAAGUGUUGGAAGCGAGAUUGAAGGGUGACAAGGCUGCCCGUGGUAUCAAGGAAGAAGUCAAGGAAGAAGAUGAAGACAAGAAGAAGCGGAAGAAGAAGGUCAAGGAAAUCAAGAACGUGAAGCUUGACGAUGAAGUCGUUGCCGAAUACGAAAACAUUCUUGCCCAAAUUGACAACUACGAUGGUCCCGCUCUCGGUGAAUUGAUUGCCAAGUACGACAUUACCAACCCCACUACCGGCGGCAAGUUGGAACCUCCCGUUGAAUUCAACUUGAUGUUUGAAACUGCCAUCGGUCCCUCGGGUAACUUGAAGGGUUACUUGCGUCCCGAAACUGCCCAAGGUCAAUUCUUGAACUUUGGCAAGUUGUUGGACUACAACAACGAAAAGAUGCCCUUCGCCUCUGCUUCGAUCGGUCGUUCGUUCAGAAACGAAAUUGCCCCCAGAUCGGGUUUGUUGCGGGUGAGAGAAUUCAUUCAGGCUGAAAUCGAACACUUUGUCGACCCUGAAAACAAGAAGCACCCCCGUUUCGUCGAAGUGAAGGAUGUCAAGCUUAACUUCUUGCCCCUGCAUGUUCAAGAAUCUGGUCACACCGAAACUGUGGAAAAGUCCAUCGGUGAUGCCGUCGCCGAAGGCAUGGUCGACAACGAAACUUUGGGUUACUUCAUUGCCAGAAUCGCCUUGUACUUGGCCAGCAUCGGUAUCGACCCCAAGCGUACUCGUUUCAGACAACACAUGGCCAACGAAAUGGCUCACUACGCCUCGGACUGCUGGGACGCUGAAUUGCACACUCUGUACGGUUGGAUCGAAGCCAUCGGUUGCGCUGACCGUUCGGCUUACGACUUGUCGGUCCACGCCGCCAGAACCAAUGAAAAGUUGGUGGUCAGAGAACCUCUCCCCGAACCCAAGACUGUCGAACGUUGGGAAUGCGAAAUUCAAAAGAAGAAGUUCGGUCCCAAGUUCAGAAAGGAUGCCGGUACUGUUGAAAAAUGGUUGACCCUGAGAACCGAGUGUGAGCUUGAAGACUUGGCUCAAGAAUUGAAGUCGUCGGGCAAGAUCACCGCCGACGUCCCUGAAGUGGGGCAGGUCGAAAUCGACUCUGACUUGGUGUCGAUUGACAAGGUCACUCGUACCGAGCACAUCCGUGAAUACACUCCCAACGUCAUUGAACCUUCGUUCGGUAUUGGUCGUAUCUUGUAUUCGUUGUUUGAACACUCGUUCUACACCCGUGAGAAUGAUGCCGACCGUGGGGUGUUGUCGCUUCCUCCCUUGGUGGCCCCCACCAAGGUGUUGGUGGUGCCUCUUUCCAACGCUGCUGAACUUAAGCCUAUCACUCAAAAGGUCAGCGCUUAUAUCAGAAAGCAAAAGCUUCCCUUCAAGGUGGACGACUCCUCGGCUUCCAUUGGUAAGAGAUACGCCAGAAACGAUGAAUUGGGGACUCCCUUCGGUAUCACCAUCGACUUUGACUCCGUCAAGGACGACUCGGUCACCUUGAGAGACCGUGACACCACUAAGCAAGUGAGAGGCACUUUCGAAGAUGUCGUUGACGCCAUCAAGGCCAUGACUUACGAUGGUGUUCUGUGGGACGAUGCCACCAAGAACUUGAAGGUUUUCGAAGGCCAAACCGGUGAGUAA